Messenger RNA from Naegleria lovaniensis, 1098 nucleotides. RefSeq lists its product as uncharacterized. The record is from RefSeq and is a predicted model, not a curated record. Gene Ontology annotation, cellular component: mitochondrion. Lineage: Eukaryota; Heterolobosea; Eutetramitea; Acrasida; Naegleriidae. The coding region runs from base 1 to 1098 and encodes 365 amino acids. The transcript has 2 exons. Gene Ontology annotation, biological process: glycerophospholipid biosynthetic process.
AUGUCAUCCAUUCCUUCCGACUCUCCUUGCUUGAAUAACAAGAAUAAAACAACAGAUUUUGCCAUUGUUUUUGACAUUGAUGGUGUAUUGAUUCAUGAUGGAACGGUCAUUGAAGGUGCUUCAGAAAUUUUGAAAUCUCUCUACGCUCAUCAUAUUCCAUUUGUAUUGCUCACGAAUGGUGGUGGUGAAAGUGAAGAAUCUAGAGCUCAAAGACUUUCUAAAUUAUUUGGAGUUGAAAUUGAUGCAUCUAGAAUUAUUCUUUCACAUACUCCUUUAAAUAGAAAAUCUGGAAAAGGAAUGUUUAACAAUGAAUAUCAUCAAAAGAUUUUACAUGUUGGUAGAAAUGAUGAGGAAAUUGAUAGAAUUUUAAACAAUUACGGAUACACGAACAGGAUAUCUUUAACACAAUUUGCUGACCAAUAUCCUUUUUUAUUACCAUAUUCUCGGAAAGAUCACGAAAAUUAUUAUAAAUUUUCACAUGAAGAACAAUUAGAAAUGUCAGCAAUGCAUGAACCUAUUGAUACCAUCAUUUUAGUAGAUACACCAGUGGAUUGGUUAGAAACUUUACAAAUUUGUUGUGAUUUGGUUCUUUCUGAUGGUCAUAUUGGACAUUUAUUGGAUUAUUCAAAAGUAGAAACGGAACAAAAAGUGAAAGUCAAAGUUUGCAAUCCAGAUUUAGUGUAUCAAGGUGUUGCUUGCAGACCUAGGUUUACAAUGGGAGCGUUUAUUGAGUCUUUAGAUGCACUGUUUUAUAACAUGAAUGGAAAACAUCAACAUUUGAAAUGUGAAUAUUAUGGAAAACCAUGUAAGGUGACAUAUGACUAUGCAAAAAAUGUUCUCAUCGAGCAGUUAAAAUCUUAUCAUGAGGGUCAUGAAGACAGAAAUUCCGUAGACGAUCUCAUAAUUUAUGCCAUUGGAGACAAUCCAUUAAGUGACAUCAAAGGAGCAAAUUCUGCUGGUCCUAAUUUUGUGUCCAUGUUGUUGAGGACUGGUGUUUGGCAGUCUAAACAGGCGAAUGAUGAUCACAAUCCAGCAAAACACGUGUUUCCAUCAGUGAGAGAGGCAUUCCAAUUUAUAUGUGAAAAACAUAAUUUAUAA